CAGCGUCCGUGUCAAAUAGAGGUACGUCGGGAUGAUUUCGGGCGAGACGCUGUAUCAUGUUAAGAGCGCCGGAAGUCUACGUCAAGGUGGUCGUCGAGCCUAAAUGACAAAGACACUCUAACCAAUAUAAGUGCCUCGCCAGGAUCGACAACAGAGAAGUAUCCAUUGGUCCCUGACACCUGCCACGAGGCAGAGUCCAAAUAGCAUUGGCUCCGCGAUGUGACGGUCUGCAGGCGUGCGGAGAGCACAUAGCGGUACAACAAUAUGCAGGUUCACACCAUGAAAAUGUGCCGCUACCCCAACGAGCUGGAAGUGUGGAUCUGGAAGAGAAGGAAGAAUGCGUGGGGACACGUCGCAACCCGACUGAGCAGAUCGAUUCCCCAAAAGCAUCUUGAAACGAAAGCCGCGGUACCGGAUAGCUUCUUAUCUCGUGUUCACGCGACUGCGCAAAAGAUGCAGCGAGACAACGAAUAUGGCGACAAGGAUGGUCCAUAUCCAUAUUUCAGAUACAGCGGUAUACGCUAUAGAUAGAGAAUAGUGGGGAUGAUACUGCUUGUAUUCGUUCACUUGCUUUUCUCCGAAGACCUGGAGCUCAACCGACAGACGCCAACAAGACGCCAACGUAU
Molecule: messenger RNA, 626 nt
Organism: Postia placenta MAD-698-R-SB12
Lineage: Eukaryota; Fungi; Basidiomycota; Agaricomycetes; Polyporales; Adustoporiaceae
Exons: 2
Source: RefSeq, a predicted model, not a curated record